AUGGCCAUCAAAAUCGGCGUUGCGCUCUAUUUUUUUCCCCCGAAGAACAACUUACCAGGAUAUUUCCACUGGGCCAUCGUCGCCACGACCGCAUCAUCCUGGAACAUUCAGCCUGUGAUGGUCUACGAAAUCAAACGCGGCAUGAGCGGAAGAUUCGUUCAAUCCUUUACGUUUGAACAACUCGACGGAUCAGGUGCAUUCACAGGCAUCGUCGAUCUCUUCACCACCACAGCCUACUCCACUUUCAACCAAAUUUCAGACCGUCUCGUUUCAAUUGGAGCUGAAGACCGUGGCUGGCGCUUCCUAGGAGGGUUCGGUCCUGAAGCCGGGUGGGACUGUACUGCAUGGGUCUUGCAAGCCCUUCAGCGAUUCCGCGACGACAGAGCUUGGAAUGUACCUGACGAGAUCUUUUUGAGGGUCUACACCUCGAUACUUAACCGUGGAAGCGAGAUGCUCUAUUCAGGCGUCUCAGCAUACAUUAAGACAGCUCCCCUGAUCAGAAUUCGAGGGUACUAA
Messenger RNA from Cyclocybe aegerita, 516 nucleotides. NCBI's taxonomy places the organism in Eukaryota, Fungi, Basidiomycota, Agaricomycetes, Agaricales, Hemipholiotaceae. The record is from the annotation of a GenBank genome assembly.